Molecule: messenger RNA, 890 nt
Organism: Echinops telfairi (small Madagascar hedgehog)
Lineage: Eukaryota; Metazoa; Chordata; Mammalia; Afrosoricida; Tenrecidae
Gene: NME5
Product: NME/NM23 family member 5
Exons: 5
Coding region: 192-830 (212 amino acids)
Biological process (GO): negative regulation of oxidative stress-induced intrinsic apoptotic signaling pathway; CTP biosynthetic process; GTP biosynthetic process
Molecular function (GO): nucleoside diphosphate kinase activity
Source: RefSeq, a predicted model, not a curated record
UAAAAAUUAGUUAAAAGAUUCUGGAAUUUUCCCACAAAUUUUUCAAAGCCUUGUCAUUUACAUAUAAAACUGAUUUAUAAAUUAAAAUCAAGCGCCUAAUACUGCUUCUCUUAAUCACAGUUACAUUAAAUUGGGCAGGGGGGCUACUGUCAUUGCAGUUGAUACCGGUCAAGAAGCUCUUAAAAGCCACGAUGGAGGUAGCAAUGCCCCCACCUCAGAUAUAUGUCGAAAAAACUCUGGCCAUUAUCAAACCAGAUAUUGUUGACAAAGAGGAGGAGAUACAAGAUAUUAUUCUCAGAUCUGGAUUCACCAUUGUGCAGAGAAGAAAACUACAUCUCAGCCCUGAACACUGUAGUAAUUUUUAUGUGGAACAGUAUGGGAAAAUGUUCUUCCCAAAUUUAACGGCUUACAUGAGUUCUGGACCACUUGUCGCCAUGAUAUUAGCUAGACAUAAAGCCAUCUCCUACUGGAAAGAGCUUUUGGGACCAAGUAAUAGCUUAGUCGCUAAGGAAACACAUCCAGACAGCUUAAGAGCCAUUUACGGCACAGAUGAUCUGAGAAACGCACUUCAUGGGAGUAAUGACUUUGCUGCAGCAGAAAGAGAAAUUCGAUUCAUGUUUCCUGAAGUGGUAGUCGAGCCAAUCCCAGUUGGACAAGCUGCUAAGGAUUAUCUAAAUCUGUAUGUGAUUCCAACCCUGCUUGAAGGGCUCACAGAGCUUUGUAAGCAAAAGCCGGGAAAUCCUUUUAUUUGGCUAGCUGAUUGGCUGCUGGAAAAUAACCCUAACAAACCUAAGCUUUCUCGCCGGCCAGCUUCAGAAGAACCUUAUUAAAACAAAGUUCUACAAAGAACAAAUGUCAAACUAUAUUAUUAUAAAAAUUAUGUACUUCUA